Dovyalis caffra is the source of this 345-nucleotide messenger RNA. NCBI's taxonomy places the organism in Eukaryota, Viridiplantae, Streptophyta, Magnoliopsida, Malpighiales, Salicaceae. The record is from the annotation of a GenBank genome assembly.
AUGGUGGUGCAAGCCACAGGCAAGCAAAUAGAUGAUGAAGAUUCUGACACGUUAAUUGCGAACCACGACUUGUACACCCUAAAGUCAAAAGGGAUUCUGUCCUCAGGUGUUUGGAAGCUUAAUUUUAUUCUAUCUAGCAAAAGCCACAAGCAAGAUGAUGAAGAUUCUGACGCGUUAAUUGCGAACCACGGCUUGCACAUUCUAGAAAGGAUCAAAGAGAAGAAUCGGCGUGGUGAGCAGGGUGAGAGGUUAGGAAUUCGUAUACAGAGUAGUACCUCACAACUCUUUGUUUUAGGGAAAGCCCAUAAGCAUGGAAGGCCCUUCCUUCCUUCCUUCAAAGCCUAG